Apis cerana (Asiatic honeybee) is the source of this 1444-nucleotide messenger RNA. It is a transcript of the gene Cby, whose product is annotated as beta catenin antagonist chibby. The record is from RefSeq and is a predicted model, not a curated record. Lineage: Eukaryota; Metazoa; Arthropoda; Insecta; Hymenoptera; Apidae.
GUUUAACCUUAGCAUUUAUACGUAAUCAUAUACGUAUCGUUGACAGUACAUUAUCGGUAUAUAUUGUACGUAAUGCCAUUGUUUUCGAACAAGUUCUCUCCUAAAAAGACUCCUACAAGAAAAGUGGGAGUUUUUUUGGCAAACAAAAAUUUCAGUCCAAAACGUAUAGAAAAAGAACUCGGUCCUAAUAUUGGUCCUAUACGUUUAAAAUUGGGAGAUCAAGAAACUGUCUUCGAAUCUGGUUCAUGGAUUCCAGAAUCAGGCAAAAUCGGAGGCACAUAUAAAGAAAAUGAGAAAUUAAAAAAGGAAAUAAAGAGAUUGGAAGACGAGAAUAAUUUAUUGAAAUUAAAAUUUGAAGUACUUCUUGAUAUGUUAACACAAACAACAGCAGAAUGUCAUUCGCAGAAGGAACAACUAAACAAAUUGAAACAGAUGUUACCAUAUGAUAAAGACAGAGACUCUUGAUAUGAAGAUACAUUAUCAUAAUUCAUUAUUUUUUCAUGUCAUAUUAAAUUUUGGAUUUAAUUAAAUUAUUUUAUUAUUAAUAAAAACUAUUAAUAAAAAAUGUUUUAUAUAUAUAAUAUAUAAUAAUAAUAAUGACAAUAAUGAUAAAAUAUUUAUUGAAAGAUAGAAUAGGAAAAAGAUGGAGAGGAAAAAGAAGGAAGUGAGAUCGGAUCAAUUUUUUCAUAAAAUUCAGAAAAUAACCAAACUGAAUUGAAAAAUAAUUAUUACUUAACUUUUAUAAUUUUAUUAACAUUAUCCUUUAUUAAUCCAUUGCAUUUUCAGGACAAGAUCUUCUUGUAUGUCCUAAACAUAAUAAUAUUAUAAAAAUUAAAAAAAAAAAUGAAAUUACAUACACACACACACACACACACACACACACACACACAAUAUAUAUAUAUAUAUAUAUAUACAAACCUUCUACUCCGCAAAUUCCACAUUUUCUUUUACCAGUAACAACUCGAGGUCUUUUUUGUAAAUUUUGCUCGCUCCUUUCUUUUUUAAAUCUUUUUUUUUUAUUUUCUUGAAAUGUAUUAUUACACGUGGCUUCAAUAUUUUCAUCCGCCCAUUGAAAAAAUUUACAAGAUUCAUUCAUAUUCUUAGGACAUGUGUAAAAGGAACGUCCUUUAUUUGGACCAUCUUUUUUUACAAUUCUCCUGUAAAAUAUAUAAGAAAUUAGUCCUUUAAGAUCUGAAGAAUAUCAAAAAAAUUAUUAUAUAUUAAAAAAAUUAUUAUAUAUUAAAAAAAUUAUUAUAUAUUUACUCACGUUGUGGCCAAUUGAUUACAAUUGCAUUUAACUAUUGUAGCUACAUUGUAAUUAUUAACAUUCAAUUCCGUAAUUUUAUCAACGAGAUUUGAAUCUUUACUUGUAUUGUUUUGCGUAUGACCUGACAUAUUAUCUGGUGCCCAAAUAAAAAAAUCGCAACGAGCAUUCAUAGGUUUU